Molecule: messenger RNA, 810 nt
Organism: Apiotrichum porosum
Lineage: Eukaryota; Fungi; Basidiomycota; Tremellomycetes; Trichosporonales; Trichosporonaceae
Exons: 3
Coding region: 1-810 (269 amino acids)
Source: RefSeq, a predicted model, not a curated record
AUGACCCCAGCGACGAGCACAAGCCUUGCUGCGUCCAGCACAGCGCCAGCCAAGCAAGGUGGCGGUGGUCCCAAAAUUGGCGGCUCGACAGCGGCGUUUGCGGCCCUCAUCGCAGGCAUGUGUGUCCUCGCCAUCAUCCUCGCUAUCCUCCCGUUUGUGCUCUGUCGGGGAAGGCGCGGGCGUGGGAAGCGCGCGGCAGUGUCGACCAAGGAUCCGUACGCGGACACGCCGAUGCCUGACGUGCGUGUCGUCAAUGCCAACCGGUUCUCGCUACCUCACAUGCCGACCAUAGGCGAUGGAAGGAUCGGUGGCGGCGUGGCAUCGAAGCUUAAGCGUGUGGCUACGAUAAAGACCAAGACGAGGACGAGAACGAGGAACAAGGGUACGAGAGAUAUCGGGGAGAAGAUGCGUUCUCCCCACUCGCCAAUCUCCCCGCGAGCCGCGCUCAAUGGCCGUGGCUGGGUCCGCCUCGACGACGACAACGACGACAGCGACGGCGACAGCCUCGCAGGGGAGCGUGUGGCCGAGCACGGGACGGGCCGCGACAGCGACGGCGACGUCUCGCUGUCGAGCUUUGCCUACUCGUGGUCCAACGGAGGCAGCGACGCUCAGCCGCUCACCGACGCGGCCGUGGUGGCGGGCUCGAGCCGCCUGGCCAUUGACGGGGCUGGAUACUCGGAACACCAGCUUGGCUUUGGUCUUGCCCCGCGCGGACUCGGGCUCGAGGUCACCACCAACGGCCUUGGUCUUGCAGACCUCGACAAUGAGCCCCUCAACGCCGAGUCCCGCCACAUUGGGACAGCGCAGUAG